This is a messenger RNA of Podarcis muralis (Common wall lizard), 4912 nucleotides long. RefSeq names its product centrosomal protein 162 (gene CEP162). The record is from RefSeq and is a predicted model, not a curated record. Lineage: Eukaryota; Metazoa; Chordata; Lepidosauria; Squamata; Lacertidae. Gene Ontology annotation, cellular component: axonemal microtubule; nucleoplasm; centriolar satellite. Gene Ontology annotation, biological process: cilium assembly.
CCCAGCCCCCGCCCCUCCAAAGAGCUGUGUUUCUUUCCUGGAUUAUUGCUCGACUUAAGACACAGGGCCGGUUCCUGGCUUCAGGCGACGACUUCCUUUUCCCCUCUCCCGCGAAGAGCUGCCCAUAGAAAUCAAUGCAGAAAUUCCGAUUUGUUACCAUGAUGGCUGCGACUGAGCACCAGCGCGCCCUGCCUCAAGCAAAAGACGGCAGCAGAAAUCAAGCUUUACUACUUGGGUGUGCAAAACGUACAUAUUCCUGGAUCAUGAAUUACUUGAGGAAGGUUUAAAGGCCUGUUGUUCACCCGUAUUGGCUCAGGAAGGGAUUUUCUUUUAGAGUAAUUUCAGGGAUUUGCGAGUUUAAACGCAGUUGCUGAUUAUGGCUCACCGGUUUUCAAAAGAAGACCUAGAUGAACAGUUUGAACAGUUUUUGAAAGAGUCCCUUUCAGAUGAUUCACUUGGAAAUGAGCCAAAGAAACAAUCCAGCAUUCAUGACACUGUUGGGCAGGCCACAAAUAAAGAACCGAAGAAGAAUCCUGUGCCGUGGUGGAUAUCCGAGGACGAUUCCGAUAAUGCUUCUAAAACAAACAGAUUUAUCAAACAAGAAAAUGAGAAGAAACUCAUUGGGGCAAAAGACGAAAUGAUUGAAGAUAGUGAAAACAAAUCACCACUUUCAAAUAACCAGUCUGGAAUACGCAGCACAAAUAGUAGUUUUCUGAAGUCGCGAAGGCUUUCUCAUGCUAUCCUGGAAGUAGACGAAGAUCAUGCGGGAAGCAGUCGGCUCCAGCAGCCUAGUGGGGUUUCGGUUUCUUUAAGCAAAGAUAGCCUGGAAACUAACGAUUCAGUUGUGGCUUCAGGGCCUCAUGAGAUCUUUUUGGGAGCCGGAUUGGAUACUUUAGAAGAACAAGAGGAAAAGGAGAAGUUCUUUGCUGAUCUUGAGAAAGGAGCAUCAUCUACGAUAGACUAUUCUAGAUUGAAUAAGGAGCUGGAUUCCAAUGAUUCUGAAGGAUUAAGAGCAUUUCUACGAAAUCACUCUGAAGCCAAACAGGCAGAAGAAGGCAAUGAAGAUGAACCAAGGAACCAUGAAAAAUCUGGUGAUUAUAGUGAAGAUUUUGAAGAAGGUUCAGAAUCUAAUGAAGACAAUAAAGCUGAGCAAGUUCUUGUGACAGAAGCUAAAGAAGAAAAGACUGGCAUGCUGGCUGAAGUUGUCCUUCUCGAUUCCCAAGACUCGACCCUGGAGAUGCAAAAGAUCGGUGAGCAGCAGGAUGCAGCUGUGACAGAACACCCUCUACCUCAAGAAACCGCUGCCGAUGAAAUGAAUGGAACAGGUAUUUCUGGUGCACAAACGAAUAGUGAUAUUGAAGCUUUGCAUCAGGCCUACUGCCAUAUUGAGCAGUCUUUAGGAGAUUCUGAUGAGCAAAGAAUUCAUGGUGGUAAAAUAGAAGAGAACUUAACUAAAGAUGUUUCACCGAACACAGAAGGCUGUCCCAAAAAUACCUGCACUACUGAUUCUGAUCUCCCCACCAUAGAAGAACUGAUGAAACCUAUCAGAGCAGAUUCAGAUUUUACCAGGGACCCUGCAAGCCCUGUGAAAGCAACACACAACGGCACUGAUGAAUUAAUGAGCCAUUUAAUACUGGAAGAGCAGCAGAAUGCUACUGCUCAGGAAAAGCAAAACAUUGGCUGUUCAUUGGAGCAGCAUAGUGGACAAGAGAAUGUUCUUGUUCAAGCUGUUGCAAAGGAAGAUAGUGAACUGAUUCCUCAUCAAAGGACUGGCAAGGACAAACGGAUUGAUAAACUUAAACAUGAUGUGUUGAGGCAAAAUAGUCUCCCAAGUUCUUCAGUAUUGCAUCAAGACAAAAAGACUAACCAGACUCGUUUGUCCAACACUUGGACUAAAGAAGGUCUAAAUUCGGUGAUGAACAAACAAGUAACAUUCAGAAACACCAAAAAUACAGCUGCUGUACAUAGAAAGAAAUCUCUAAGUGGACCCCAUAGCUCUGUUAGGAGUUCUGGAUAUGGAAGAUCCAGUUCUCCAUUAAAGCACUUUUCCACAAUUAAUGAAAAGAAGACAUUAAAGGAAAACGUCAAAAAGCCAGUUUUAAAAACAAAAUCUCCUCCAAGACAAAAAGAAACAUUUUCUGGAACUAUAACAAUACAGACAGCAAACAAUCCAGUUUCUACAAAGAGAAAUUACUGUGCUACCACUGGACAAUCAUCUGCAAGCAGUCUUCAACAGCCAACUAAAGAAAGUGACUCUUGCCUACAGACACACAAUCAGGUUGCCUCAUAUUCUCCAUCCCAAAAUAGUGGGAGGGAGCUUUAUUUACUGCAAAGAGUUCAGGAAGCAGAGGAAAAAUUGGCCGAAGCCCAUGAUUUGAUUCAGAAUCUAAAAGCCGCAUCUUUGCAAAAGGAGAAGGUAAUGGAGACUAAGAUCCUAGAAAUGAAAAUGCAACAAGAUAAAGACCUUUUUCAGCUAAACCAAGAAAAUUACAUUCUUCAAACACGGCUAAAUAACAGAGAAGACCCGAACAAAGGAACAAAGUUGUCAAAUGCUUUGGAAAGAAUUCCUGAUGAUGGAGAAAUGCUGAAAGAAAUCCAAAAAGAAGUCCAAAAUCAGGAGACUCUCCUUCAAGGGUAUCAACAGGAAAAUGAAAGAUUAUAUAAGCAAGUGAAAGAGCUGCAGCUAAAUAACAAGAAAAAUGAAGAAAACAUGUUUAAAGAGAACCAACGUUUGAUGGCUGAGUUGGUGUCUUUACGAGAGCAACAGGAUAAAAAUAACCUUUUAUCAUGUGGAGUGCAGAGUGCUGAAUCAGCUGGGAAUCAGAGUUUCACUGCCCUGAUUUUAGAACUUCGGGCUGCCAAGACUAUCGAAAGCAAUUUGCUCGAAGAGAAAAAGCGUCUAAAGCAAGACAAGCAAGCCCUUGAAGUAGAUUUGGUGCAAGUGAAGAAGGAACGAGAUUUAGCAAGAGCCCAAAUCACUUCCACUUCAGCUGAAAAAUCAUAUGAGAUGAAGAUUGUAGAAGAAUCAUACAAAGACGAAAUUGGUCGCUUGCAGAAAAGACUCCAGUGGUAUGCAGAAAAUCAGGAACUCUUGGAUAGAGAUGCAGCUCGCCUUCGAGGAGCUAAGGAAGAAAUUGAUAAACUGCAGCAUGAGGUGGAUCAGCUUAGAAGUGAAGCUGGGAAUCAGUCUGCACAACAAAAGAAAAGGUUGAAGGACAGAGCGGCAGAUGCCAAACGAAUUCAAGACCUUGAGCGGCAGGUUAAAGAAAUGGAAGGGAUACUGAAACGAAGGCACCCAAAUUCUUUGCCAGCUUUGAUAUAUGCCGCUGCCACGGCCACUGCUUCUGAAGGGGAAGGCAAUCCAUCAGCAAAAACGAAUACAGUGGAUUUUCUUGAGAGAAGAGUUAAGAAGCUGGAAGCCGAACUUGAGGGUAAAGAUGAUGAAGCGAAGAAAAGUCUCCGUGCCAUGGAGCAGCAGUUUCAAAAGAUAAAGAUUCAGUAUGAGAAGAGGAUUGGGGAGCUUGAGCAGCUGCUGGAAUAUAAGCUGCUGAACGAGCCGCAGAAGCUUCCGGACAAGGCCGCCACCCUUGCAGCUCAUGAAAGAGAACUUUGUAGUGUAAAUGAAGCCCACCAGAUCACAGUGCAAAACCUUCAGACUGAAAUAAACUCUCUCAGAAGCCAGUUAGCUCAGCUAGAGCUGCAGAAGAAAGCAAAAGAUGAUGCGGACCUCCAGUCGCUAGAAUACCAGGUGGAGCAGGCUCACUCUAAAGCGAAGCUGGUAAGACUAAAUCAGGAAAUGAUUGCCAAAAACAGAGAGAUACAAGACCUCACAAAAACUGUAGAAAGGCUUCAGAAAGAGAGGAGGAUUAUGCUCUCAUCUGGCAAAGCAGAUGCUAAAGAAAAGCCUUCAGGAAUCCUGAAAAAGGAUAUUGUCAAACCUAGUCAGCUGAACCCCAGAAAUGAAGAGUUCUUCCCCGGCACUCUCGAUGAGAAAAUAUAUCAGCCCCACGCUUUUGCCGAUUGUCACAUUUCAGAAGUCCUGCAAGAAAACAGCCGUCUGAAAGAUGAUGUAGAAAAGUUGACUCUAGAACUAAGCCAGGAAAGGAUAAAAGCUCAAGCAGCCAUGGCAAAUUCUGAAAGUCUUGUAAGAAGGGCAAAGGAAGAUUUGGAAGAAUACAUUACAGCGCUUAAAGCAUCACAUCAAAAGGAGCUGGAGAAGAUUCUUUGUCAGUAUGCUAUGGAGCAUUCAACUUCCAAGGCAGCUGAGUUAAAUAGCAAAAUUUCAGCACAGGAGGUCUUUAUUAAACAUCUUCAGCAACAAGUUCGUGAGUUGCAAAGAGAUCAAGAAGCACUUGCGGUUUCACAAAAGCGAGAGGAAAUUCUUCAAAAAGAGAUGGCAAAACUCUUAGAAGAACUUGGAGAGGCUAGAGAGAGCCAGACCCCAGAGAUGAAACGAUUUGUGUGUCUAGAAAGGAAGAUCAAACACUUGGAGGCCAGAUAUGAACAAAGAGAACAAGAACUUCAGCAGGUAAUACAGCAAACACAGCAUAUUGCAGAAGUUGAACAAAUCCAGGAAACUGAGAAAUGGCGGAAGCUGGCACUGUUGAAGAACCAAGAGCUUGAGAAAUUUCGCAUUGAACUGGAUUCGAUUUUGGACGUUCUACGGCAGCUGCAGAAACAGGGUGUUAUCAUUCCACCAGGUGGCCCAAGCAUGCCGGAAAAUGACUGGAAGACUAGAAAGCUCCUCAUUUAAUCAAUGAAACAGCUUCGAGAGAGAGAGAUGAUGAAACCUUGCCACAAAAGGUGAUUAGUUUUUAACUUUAUAGUUGUGCCCAGGUUUUUCCUGUAUACAUUUAUCCUGAUCCUUGCUGACUUGUUUUUAUUCUGUAUAUUAAAUAAUAAUACUAGCAAA